CACUCACUCCCCUCCCUCCACAGGGUGUGUGUCCCAACUGGCCAACCCAAGUACACCUCUCCAGUCUCCAACCUUUCAGCUCACCUCUCCUCUGCUCUCGUCUUCUGCUCCUACCUCGCUAGCCAACUACAUCUCCUCACAAUCAUAAUCAAAGUGCGCGAUCGAUGUGCACUACCACAUCUGCACCGUCCGUGCCGGAGGUGGCGACUCCGGCAGACGGCGGUGGUCACCACGUCUACGUGUCGCUGCCUCAGUGCACGGACGGCGGUGAUGUGGAAGGCGGGCAUUGUCGCCCCGUCGUCCACCAGGUCAAGUGUCGUGGCGGCGACGACGACGGUGGUGGAGGAGGAAGAGGGGGAGGUGUGGUCAUGCCGGCGGCUGGGGAGACGGUGCGGGAGGCGGCGGCGCUGUGCCGGCUGGCGUGCCCGAUCGCGCUGACGGCGCUGAUGCUCUACUCGCGGUCGGCGCUGUCGAUGCUGUUCCUCGGCUCCCUCGGCGACCUCCCGCUGGCGGCGGGCUCGCUCGCCGUCGCGUUCGCCAACAUCACCGGCUACUCGGUGCUCUCCGGCUUGUCGCUCGGCAUGGACCCGCUCUGCUCCCAGGCGUUCGGCGCGCGGCAGCCGCGCCUGCUCGGCCUCACGCUCUACCGCUCCGUCCUCUUCCUCCUCUGCUGCUCCCUCCCGCUCUCCGCGCUCUGGCUCAACAUGGCCAAGAUCCUCCUCUUCCUCGGCCAGGACCGCGACAUCACCGCCAUGGCGCAGGACUACCUCCUCUUCUCCCUCCCCGACCUCUUCUCCUUCUCCCUGAUACAUCCGUUACGGGUGUACCUCCGCUCGCAAGGGAUCACCCAGCCGCUCGCCGUCGCCGCGGCCGCCGCCGUGGUGUUCCACGUGCCGGCGAACUACGUGCUCGUGGGGCGCCUCCGGCUCGGCGCCCCCGGCGUGGCGGCCGCGGCGUCGGCGUCCAACUUCGUCCUCCUCGCCGUCCUGCUCGCGUACGUCGCGCGGCGGGACGAGGCGCUGAGGGAGGCGGGGGGUCCCACGGCGGAGUGGCUCGCCGGAUGGGGCCCGCUCGCGCGGCUCGCCGCGCCGAGCUGCGUGUCGGUGUGCCUCGAGUGGUGGUGGUACGAGGUGAUGAUCCUGCUGUGCGGCCUCCUGCCGGAGCCGAGGCCGGCGGUGGCGUCGAUGGGGGUGCUCAUGCAGACGACGGCGCUGGUGUACGUGUUCCCGUCGUCGCUGGGGUUCGGCGUGUCGACGCGGGUGGGGAACGAGCUGGGCGCGAACCGCCCCGGGCGCGCGCGCGCCGCGGCGCACGUGGCCGUGGCGGGGGCCGCCGCGAUGGGGCUCGCCGCCAUGGCGUUCGCGACGGGGAUGCGGCACGCGUGGGGGCGGCUGUUCACCGCCGACGCCGACAUCCUCCGCCUCACCGCGGCGGCGCUCCCCGUCGUGGGCCUCUGCGAGCUCGGCAACUGCCCGCAGACCGUCGGCUGCGGCGUGCUCCGCGGGACCGCGCGGCCGGCGCGCGCCGCGCACGUCAACCUCGGCGCGUUCUACCUCGUCGGCAUGCCGGUGGCGGUGGUGCUCGCGUUCGGCCUCGGCGUGGGGUUCGUCGGCCUCUGGGUGGGGCUCCUCGCCGCCCAGGUGUGCUGCGCCGGCCUCAUGCUCUGCGUCGUCGGCUCCACCGACUGGGAGGCGCAGGCGCGCCGCGCCCAGGCGCUGACGUCAUCGGCCGCCGUCUCCGGCAAGGCCGACGCGGCGGAGGGAGGCGGGAGAUGGCCGGAGAAAGGGGAGCAUCAGGAGUGGGAGAAGAGGCGGCACGUGGCGUUGAUCUCGAGCGAGGAGGCCGAUCCCGAGACGGCCGAGGUGCUUUGAGAUUGGUGAAAAAGACACGUAGCCCGUCGUAAUUUUUUUCCACUGUUUUUUACCUCUGAUUAAUUAAUUGGACAGUUGGACUACCUGAGUCCAAACUGCAACUAAGAAUUGCUAAUACAAAACCAUCUCUCCUUUCUCAUCUCAUUGUGUAUUAUCAAUGCUAUUAAUUCAGUCUGCAGCUCCACCAAA
This is a messenger RNA of Oryza sativa Japonica Group (Japanese rice), 2060 nucleotides long. RefSeq names its product protein DETOXIFICATION 51. Lineage: Eukaryota; Viridiplantae; Streptophyta; Magnoliopsida; Poales; Poaceae. Gene Ontology annotation, molecular function: xenobiotic transmembrane transporter activity; antiporter activity. Gene Ontology annotation, cellular component: membrane. Gene Ontology annotation, biological process: xenobiotic detoxification by transmembrane export across the plasma membrane. The record is from RefSeq and is a predicted model, not a curated record.